Messenger RNA from Exophiala spinifera, 2802 nucleotides. RefSeq lists its product as uncharacterized. NCBI's taxonomy places the organism in Eukaryota, Fungi, Ascomycota, Eurotiomycetes, Chaetothyriales, Herpotrichiellaceae. The transcript is spliced from 2 exons. Gene Ontology annotation, molecular function: protein binding. The coding region runs from base 1 to 2802 and encodes 933 amino acids. The record is from RefSeq and is a predicted model, not a curated record.
AUGACCGUAUCCGACCGCGAACUAUGCCUCACUCCUACACAAGGCUUAGCAACACUUACAAAAUACUAUCCCACGAAGAUACCCGUACACCAUCAUCAGCUGCGCCAUUUUAUCAGUGCCUCCGAUGCUGAUUUUAUCUACUAUGCCACAAACUACGACGUUUUCGUCCUCGAUCUCAAGACACAGCAGAACUCCCUGCUGGCGACGAUCCCGUUCGAGGCAAGAUGUCUAGCUGCAGAUCUGGGAUGGGUAUGCGUGGGAGGGGAGAUGAACGGCGAUUGCGCCUUUAUCAAGGUUGAAAAAGACGAACACGGCCAUCCGAAGUGCUUCGGUCAUGAUUUGUUGGUGUAUUUCAUGGGAGGCGAGAUUGUCAACUCGAUGAGUAUACACGCCAUGGUCCACAAGGGGAAGGUUCCGGAUGAAACCGUGGUGUUGAUCAGCAACAAUGACAAAACGGUAAAGCUAUACUCCCUCGCGCAACGGAAGCUUUUGGCUACUUUGCCCCAUAACGUACCCAUGAAUUACGCUACAAUGUCACCGGAUUCAGACAUCAUCGCCGCCGUCGGUGACUCCGACCGGGUCUACUUCUAUCGACGUUAUCCCGAGGAGGAUGCUAAGGACGCCCAAGUCUCUGUUCAAUAUCCUACAUAUCAAUGGAAAUCGAUCUCUGAGGUGGUCGUUCCCACCGGAGAUAUUGUUGACGCCGACUUCAGCUUCGCUGUCGCGUUCUCACCUUCUGGCCAUUUAUGCGCUUCCUCCUCCCAGGGUGGCUCAAUAUCGGUCUUUGACGUCGAAACGCUUCUCCGCGGUGAUGGCGUGCCUGAAAAAUCGAUAAUAUGCACCUUUCGCUCAUCUCGGUCUACUCUAUGGGGUUGUGUAAGGGCAAUGGCAUUUUCACCUGCACCAUGGGACAUCCUUGCUUGGGCCGAAGACCACGGAAGAAUCGGGCUAGCAGAUGUCAGGCAAUGCUUUAUGCGAAGACAAGUUGUGCACCUGGACAGGCACGAGACAGAGAUAGUGGAUAUGGAAAACGGCACCCCGGUGGCUUAUCGGAACCUCGGCGUCAAGGAACGUCUCAAACAACAGCAUCUUGCUCGCAUGAGGGCUAUCAGGGGAUUGUCUCCUCAACAGGCAGAGGCAGAACUGGGUCUUGGAGAUGUCUCAGAUUCCAACGACCGAUAUAGUCGACAUGACCUGUUAACGUAUCAUCAAGGUCUUGAUCUUGGUGCUCAAGAAAGAUCUGUCAUUGAGGCACUGGAAACCACCUUGCACAAUGUAAGACGUCUCGAUGCCUCGCUCGACAGUCUUGACGCAGCUACAAAUCUCCAAUAUGUCUCUUCACCCCGACCAAGGAGCUCGGGCGACAUCAGACGAGGCUACGACGUGCAUUUGUUGAAUCCUACAUCUGCUCCAACGACUUCCCGGUCUUAUCAACCGCGGAGGAGAACGUCGGUGGUAUUUUCGCAACCUGGCGGCGAUGCAGGGCGACUUUUGGACCCAAAUGAGAAUCAAACAAGUAGGCUCUCUGCUUCUCCUGGCCGUAUUGGCGACGAUCACGACUCAUCCGACUCGAACCCUACACCACCCGUGCCGUCAGGUAAUAUUCCGCCAGGAGACCCUUGGCAUGUAAUACAAUCUGCGUUGCAGACUGCUCGAGAAACGGACAACAACCGAGCAAGUUUGUUCCGUAUUGAAGCAGCUCUAGAGGCAGAGAGACGACUUGGAAUGCAGCUCGAGCGACAACUAGCAGAUGAGCGACAGUUGUCAACUUUACUUCGCAGGCAGCUCGACACACAACAACGAUUGCUCCAAGAGAACUCGACUCAGUUGGAGCAAUUUCGUGAAGCAUCCAGGGAAUCUAAUGCCCAUCUGGUGGCUUCUCUAGAGCGAUUAUUGCAGAGACAACUUACCAACGAAGAGCAGUUUCUACAACAGCGGUCUCAGGAGUUGCAAAGAGAGCUCGAUGUCGGGGAAAGUUACGCUCGCAGACUCUCAACCGAGCGAGCUCGACUAUUAUCGGACAGAGCACAUGGCGAGGCGACAGAUGACAGCGAGCCAAGUUCCGCGAGGACGACCACAUUGCCUACCUCCACCGUGUCUCCUGCUGAUACGGACAACAGCCUUUCCCGCGUCUUGACAGACUACACCGAAUCAAGACAGCAAAGACUUGCGCACAUUGAGAAUUUGCAACGACAGGUCCGUCGUGCCGAGUCGCGUGUGGCCCUUGCCACCAACGACAUCCAAGCUCUCGAAAACGCCAUUCGGCGCGAAGUUGCUCGCUCAAGCAAUACCGAAUCGGCUAGUGACGAGGCUGAUGUAAGGGUCCAUAGAGCAGCUUCCAGCUCUGGAACAAGUCGUCGCACUGGGGUAAAUCAGCAUGACGGCAGCCGGACCACAACGCGACGUGGUCAACCGUCAAUUGCUCAACUCCGUGAAGCCCGGAUGGAGCGCGUCUCAGAACUGGCAGGCCGCGUCCCAGAUGCAGAAGUCCGUCUUGCUCGAAUGAUGUACAUGUCUGGUAUGUCCAGCAACAGGUCUCUCGAUGGAAACGGCAACUGGACACCUGGAUCAAGCUUCGCGAGGGUUUUGGCAGGAGCAUCGAGACUCGCUGGCACCGGAGGGCCGUCCCUUCCAUUGACAAACUCUGCCGAGGAUGCAAUGCGCGAAAUGGGACCGGGUACCGCUGGGAUCGGGUUCAGCCCUGACGGUCGAUAUCUCUACGCGGGAUCCGAGGAAGGCGUGUUUGAACUGAAGAUCAACAUGCGCGAUCGUAUGACCUUUCCCGCAUUUGAGAUGCGAUGA